CGAUAUACGUCAUCUAGCAGCCCAUGCCUCCACCCUAAUCAAACGGUGAUAAGAUCCCUCAGGCGCUUUAUCGAUAGCCUCACGAUCCGCGAUAAGUUGAGUAGUUCCAAGGCCCCAAGAGCACCGGCACAUGAUAGUGCCGCCAUCCCUCCUCCCCUUCUCGACCACGUCCCUUCACUGUGAAUUUCACCUCCACCUCGGGCCAGAAACUCUCGACUCCUUGCGCUUCAUACCAUGGUCCAACUUCGAAUCGCACUGACCAAUGUGUCUUGCUGUCAGCCGCCGGGAGAGAUGAGAGGAUGGCAGGAACAGGGGCGGGGCAAUUUGUCGCAGGCGUCCAGUUUUUAACGCGACCAUCAGCAUCGGUGGUUGCAGUGAAUGUGAUGGGGCUUUGACUGCUUGAAGGGGCCGACAAGAGAGUCAGCGUCACCGGGAGGUUCGCCGCCGGAGUACCCGACAGAGUAUUGAGGACGUGGCAAGUAAUAGGGUCGCGAGACAUUGCAGCUGAUGUGUUUGUAGCAAUCGAGUGAUUGAUAGCGGUGGAGGAUGCUGGAGGUGGAAGAAGCUGCUGUUGGUAAAGGCUGAGUCGGUCUUUGGUUCUGCCCAAUUGGUCACUCGAUCUCAUGUCUAUCAAGGAAGAAAUAUUCGAAGAAAGAAGGAGAGCAAUGAUUGGAGAGUGGGAAUUGUAAGAAAAUGUCGGGGACUCUUUUUUGGUUUUUUUUUUUUUUCUAUCCCCUUAUAUGUAGACCUAUGGGGUUUUUGUAUCUCCGCUCUUCAUGCAUCGGAGACCACCGACAGUCUGUUGAACCCUUCCGGAGUAUACCUUCAGUGGGGCAACAAAUUGUGAUAUUAAACGUUCACAUUGUCAAUUUCUGGAGUAUUUUGGAAAGAGCAUUGUCACGCUUUCAUCGCAUUGACUA
Molecule: messenger RNA, 920 nt
Organism: Aspergillus caelatus
Lineage: Eukaryota; Fungi; Ascomycota; Eurotiomycetes; Eurotiales; Aspergillaceae
Exons: 2
Source: RefSeq, a predicted model, not a curated record